Molecule: messenger RNA, 759 nt
Organism: Ostreococcus tauri
Lineage: Eukaryota; Viridiplantae; Chlorophyta; Mamiellophyceae; Mamiellales; Bathycoccaceae
Product: EMSY N-terminal
Exons: 1
Coding region: 1-759 (252 amino acids)
Biological process (GO): defense response to fungus
Source: RefSeq, a predicted model, not a curated record
AUGUCCGUCGGGGCGAGCGUGAAGAAACUGGAACAGAACGCGUACGCCGCGAUCUUAAAGGCGAUGGCGGUGACGGGCCUGACGUGGGAGCGCGAAGAGUUCCUCGGUCGAUUGAGGCUCGAGCUGAACGUGAGCUCGGAGGAUCACAUGCGGCUGCGCGAGCAGAUGGACUCGGACGAGAACGUGUCGAGGUUAAGGCACGGGUACGCCGAGCACAGGGACACGCAGGAGGCAAAGCGACAGCGUGUGGACGCGGCGGCCGCGUACGGGUCGGUCGCAUCGAGGGCAGCGCCGAGGCGUAAGCCGCAGCACUCGAGCGUGCGAGCACCAAAGAUGACUCCGGCGCAGUUGGUGGCGAUCGGGGUGAACGAGUACAUCUGCAAGAAGUGCAAGAGGUUCUGGCCGAGCGAAGGGGGCUGGUUCGAUUGCGUCAUCACGGAUUACAACCCGGAGACGAAGCAGCACUGUCUGACGUACGACAUCAACACCCCUAACGAGUCUUACGAGUGGGCGGACAUUUCUACGUUCACGAAGACAGAGUUUAAGAUUGAAGAGGGGAGGGUGGACAUCAACGAACUUCAGGCGUUCACGCAGGGACCAGCGCCGUCGCCUGGUGCGCCCGUGGAUAACUUCGUCGCGGCGGCGUCCAAGGCGAAGGAUCCGCAAAAGUUUGAGGCCGUGAAGAGCACGCUGACGGCGGAGGAAGAGGCUCUCCGCCAGCAGCUCGCGGCUUUGGAAGACAGCGACGACGAAGACUGA